GAAAUUUCAUGUUUCUCAAGCCAUGUUAGCCUUCCUGCACCGUUUGUGAACGUUAUUUCACCAGACGUAAAUAAGUCCGUUUAUAUCCACAGUUCGUCUUUAUUGGAAAACAUCGUGUGCUGCAACGAUUAAGACGAGGAGCAUGGAAUAACUGUCUACGUGGCCAGACCAUAUGAUGAGUUGUGUAUUUCGUUGUUUACAGGAAUAGGACACACGUUUUCGAAUACUUGUCCUUGCCAGUAUAAGUUCCUGCGUGUACAGCUUUCUACAUAAUUAAUACCUUUUUUCGAAAUUUAACUUUUAAGUCUUAACAGGUACGGAACAUAUGGAAGGACAAGAACCAAAAGUCCAGUGGUGUUUUCAUUGAAGUUACUACUUUCCGUGUGUUCAACUUUAUCAAACUUCAAAGUGGGUGUCGACGACUAAGGGGCCACAUUUUAACAUAUUGUUAAUUAGUUUUGCUAUUGUUCUGUUGUAUAGUAGCAGAAUUGCCACACAUUUGCACAUUUUGUGACAGUACCAAAUGACAGAGAGACGAUAUUGGUAAAUCCGUGUGAAAGUUGGCCACACCAGCUGUUGUUUCCAAGUGACAACAUGGCUUCAGCUGUAAGCUCUGCCCAUUCCAGUCAGUCUGACUGUACUGUGAGGAAAGGCAGUGCUGGUCAAGUUUCAAAUGACUCCAUGGCCCAAAGCGGUGCCAACCAGCCCUGUGAUGCAGCAUCCACCAAUGGACAAGAAGAAUCUGUAAAUAAGACUUGUACAGAAACUUCAUCAUCCUCAAGUAAUAAUGGUCCGAAAGAAAAAAAAGAAAACGAUAAGACUGUAAAACGAUUUGACAGCAAAAACUUCAUUGAGGCUCCUCUUCCCAAAACCAAUCCAUGGAAGAAGCCGAAAGAUGUUUCCAGUCCUCCGCCAACAGAAAACCGUCAACCAGAAAAGGUGUCAAAACCAGCUGUAAAAAGUCCCAAGAAGGUUGAAGAAAAGGAGGCUCCUCUUGCCGAUGACAACUGGCCUGCUUUAUGUGAAGUAACUGAGUCUCAAAAUGUCAACAAAAAAGUGUUACCCUCAUCGACUUCACAACCAGCGCCAGCGAGUAACCCCCCACCGGCAGAUGUUGGGGGGUACGACUCUUCGAAGGAGAACAAGGAGAAUACUUCGGAUGAAGGUCCCCGCACUCCGAAAGGAAAGAAAUCUGGUUCUCGGCAGAAGUGGGUUCCGCUGGACAUUGACCCACCCAAGUCUGACCGGCGCCAGAGAAGAAGUAGAAGUCAGGGUCGAGGCCCGAUGUCUCCAUCCAGCGUGAGACGGGACACCCGCCGACCUGCAGACAGACUAGUCAGGGGAGAUAAGCGUGAUGGUCCAGAUUCCAGGAACUGGAGGGAUGACAUGUUGGGACCAAAUAGCAGUGAGGGUAGAGGUGGAUACUCUCGGGGCCGUAGAGGGCGAGGGCGUGGUGGAAUGAGAGGGCGUGGCCGGGGGAGAGGUAGUAGUAGUGGAGGUAGUGAGUCGGGUUCAGACUUUCAGCAGUUUGCAUUUGAUGAUCAGGCUGUGUUCGGCGAUCAGAAUUUCAACCCUGCAUUUGGCGGAACAGUCUAUUUCACAACGCCUUCUGUUGAUAAUACAGUUGUGAAAGAGUUUGUUAAAACUCAAAUAGACUAUUACUUCAGUGAAGAAAAUCUGCAGAGAGACUUCUUUUUGCGCCGACGCAUGGAUUCUGAGGGCUGGAUCCCCGUCAGUUUGAUUGCAAGUUUUCACAGAGUCCAGGCUCUCACUCAAGACCUGGACCUUAUUAUAGAGGCGUUAUCAGAGAGUUCCGUUGUUGAACUGUCGGAAGACAACCAGCGGGUUCGUGGAGCGGACAAUCCUUCAAAAUGGCCUCUAGAGGGACCAGCAUUAAUAGCAGCGUCCAAGUUGCAUGUCGAUGUUCCUGAAUUCGUACCGGGAAAGCCGUUUCAUUUUCAGUCCCCAGGUGCGGAUGACGGUGACAAGGACCAGGAUGACCUGCGGUGGCAGGAGAUGUCGUGGAAGUCGAGUCCGCACCCGUCCACUCACAUCCUGUCGACGAGUGCCCCCGAGCUGCAGGGUGAGUGGCGGGAGGUGCGACGCAGGGAGAAGAAAGCCGCCCGCGAGAGGGAGAAGUCCGAGGCGAAGGGAGGAUCCCAAGUUGAGCAGCAACAGGAACAGGAGGAGCUAGACUUCCUGUUUGACGAGGAGCUGGAGGAGCUGGACGUGGGACGCAGAAACAACUUCACAGACUGGUCUGACGAGUCUGAUGAUGAGAUUGCCGACAGUGACAUCUCGAAGAUUUUAAUUGUGACCCAGACACCGCCAGCGUAUCGGAAACACCCGGGCGGAGACAGAACAGGCGACUACGUUCCACGCUCCAAGAUGACCUCCGAGUUGUUCAAGGUCAUCAACGACGGCCUUUAUUAUUACGAGCAGGACUUGUGGGAGGAAACCAAUAAGAAAUUUAUAUUACAGCUGGACCUCGGUGCGAUACGCACUGUAAACUUGAUAUCAAAGGAGCAGUUUGAAAACCUCGCACCAUCCACGCACAAUUUGCCGCCGAAACAAGAGCUUCCACCGCCGCCACCACCGUUCGUUCAAAGCAGUGAAGCGAGGAAAAUGCCGUCCCCAACAACAUCUCAUGGAGCUGCCAUGGCCCAAUCUCUGCCGACUCGCGUUCCGGACACGCCUGGUCGCCGCGACCAAGGGCCACGGACACCACACAGUCGAAACAAGGCGCCGCGGUUUUACCCAGUUGUCAAGGAUUCGUCCAAACCACCAGACCCACAGACGCCACGUAAGAAGAAGACUCGCCACAGCAGCAACCCGCCUGUUGAGAGCCAUGUGGGCUGGGUGAUGGAUGCCAAGGAACACCGGGCGCGAUCUCGAAACAACUCCACAUCAAUGAGCCCAUCAGAUACUCAGCUGUCAUCUAGCUACGGCAGCAUGCCUCAGUCAUUCCCCCACUUUGAACAUCCAUCGCAUCAGCUGCUGAAAGAAAACGGAUUUGUGUGGCACGUCUACCACAAGUAUCAUGCCAAGUGUCUCAAAGAACGGAAGAGAGUUGGCAUUGGUCAGUCUCAGGAAAUGAACACCAUGUUUCGAUUCUGGUCAUUCUUCUUGCGGCAGCAUUACAACAAGAAGAUGUUCCAGGAGUUUCGCAGUCUCGCCGUGGAGGACGCUAAAGCUGGAUACAGAUAUGGUUUAGAAUGCCUGUUCAGAUACUUCAGCUAUGGCCUUGAAAGAAGAUUUCGGCCAGAGUUGUUCAAAGAAUUCCAGGACGAAACCAUCCGAGACUAUGAAAGUGGUCAGCUUUAUGGAUUGGAAAAAUUCUGGGCUUUUCUCAAAUACUCGAGAAGAAAAGUGGAUAUUGAUCCAAAAUUGCAGUCCUGGCUAUCGAAAUUCAAACGGCUAGAAGAUUUUAGAGUAGAUUUCGAGGACCAACCUGGAGGCAACCCUUUGCCAAAGAUAAACCGACAGAACAGCCAACCGUCACAAGGUACUCAAGAGAAAACGAGUGAAAUGGCAGACCAAUCAAAGGAAGUUUCACAAACGUCUGAUGUCGGUAAAGAAGCGGCUAAGAGCACAUCUGAAAACAGCAAGCAGGCAGGAGGAGAAAAACCAUCAGUUGAAGCCUCGGAGGCGUCUGCAGUUAAAGUAUUAUAGUUUAAGAUUUGUCUUAGUCAGUCUAUCAGUCACUAUUGCUUGUGUCAACUGUUGGUCAACUAGAAAAAUCACAGUCAUAGUUUAUCUUUUUUGUCUUGCACUGAUCUUGAAAUCUAAGUGUGUUUUAAGAAUAAAGGUGAAAAAAAAAAGGCAACAGAUUUGUAAAUGAGAAGUAGUUAAGAGAACUUCACACUGAUUUUCAUAGUUUUUGUGGUUCUCGUCAAUCUGGUAACCACGUUCAGAUUUUAAUUUUUUUUAGAAUUGUAAGUUAUUAACCCCAUUAACAUUUAUCAGGAUUAAUAAAAUGGAAGAGUAGAAUUUUUUAAAUUGAUAAAGUUUCAUUUGAAUGUUCUCUCUCCUAGAGAGUAACGAGCUCAUGUACAGAUAAAACGUUUCUGUUUAGAACCCCUCCCAAAAAAGAAAUAACUUAUAGAGAUCACUAACACUAAUGUUUUAUUUCAGUGACUCAAUUAAUUUAAACAGACAAGAGUUAUGAGCUUUACAAUAUAUUGGAGUAACUCGCACAAAAAUUAAAUUGUUUAGCAAAAGUGGUGAAUCUCUGUAAAGACUAUUUUAGUUUUGUGCUUGCUUACUUUGGUAAUAAAUCCAAGUAAACGCUCAAGGAAUCUGAAUUGUAUUUUUUAACUUACACUAAGUGCUUCCUGUACUUACUGCCAAAUGUUAAAAUUUAACCUUUCCAUUCAAAAUAAUAAGAAAAUGACACAAAUUUUCAAUUCAGCUACAAAAUAUUUUCCCAUAUUUCUUGGAAGUUUUAACAAAUAUUGUUUAGUCUUCUCAUUUGUCAAUAGGUAUGGCAUUACUUAGGGGAAACAAGUAAAAGUGUUGACAAUAUCUUAUUUACAUUACUGCUUACUUGAUAACAAGUAAAAUUUUACGUUUGUGAUACAAUGUAUUAUUGAGCUAAACCUGUCUGUUGACAGAGUGGUUCUUUUCAAUUGUUGUUUUAGUGCCUUGGAAUUACUAUGGGUAACCGUGUGAUAUGAUCUGCGUGAACUGACAACUGUGAGAUAUCACUGGUAUGAUCCGAUUGAUUCUCAUCAACUAGUAUUUGCAAUAAACGCAUGGACAUUAUUUGGUGAUAAAAGACAAAUGAUUUAAAACCUCCAAAAGUGUGAUUUUUGUAUGAAUACCAUCGUACACUGAUCAUGUUUUGUAUGAAUACCAUCGUACACUGAUCAUGUUUUGUAUGAAUACCAUCGUACACUGAUCAUGUUUUGUAUGAAUACCAUCGUACACUGAUCAUGUUUUGUAUGAAUACCAUCGUACACUGAUCAUGUUUUGUAUGAAUACCAUCGUACACUGAUCAUGUUUGUCACCUGAAAAUUGUUAACCAGCGACCUAAUGUGUGUGUCUACAAACUAACCACUGCUUAAUAUAGGUCACUUGGUAUUGAAUUGGUGUUAAGCCAAUGGUAUAAUGAUUACUUUAGACAGGUAGUUGGUUAAUACAGGUCAGUUUCUACUGUAUGGGGAGUUGAGUGAAUAUACAACCACUUUAGACAGGUGACUGGUUACUACAGGUUGGUGUAUGCUAUAUGGGGAGUUGAGUAAAUAGUACCACUGUUUUAGACAGGUGACUGGUUACUACAGGUCAGUAUGCUAUACUGGGAGUUCAUUGAAUAGUACCAUUGUUUUAGACAGGUGACUGGUUAACACAGGUCAGUUUGUACUAUAUUGGGAAUGAGAAGAAUAGUAUUACCACUCGUUGAACAGUUUCUACAUUUAUUAACCCCAAAUUGAUCAGGAUGGUGUUAAUUUGAUGAAACUGUAGAGAAAAUGAAGAUGCCUAAUGAUGUCAACAAGGUUUUGAUGUAUUCAUGCUAUUUAUUUUUAGAACUUAUAUAUUCACAGUCACAAUAGAGCUGUCAUUUACACAGAUGAUUAAUAGAAGAAAAAGAACACCAAUGUACUUUGAAUAUAUAGGACUGAAAUUGUAAUGAUGUGGAAAACAGUUUUGUGAAUUCAAAACACUGCUUUGUAAAGAUACACACAAUUUCUAAUUGUUUUUUUUUAAUUUGUUGUAAUUGAUUAUAAAUAAUGCAUUUUGGUGUAUUGACUACUGUUUAAUUAUGUGUUGUGGAAGAUCCAUUUAAAAUUCAUGUCCAUAAUUGUCUUAUGGAACUCAAAAAGAUAUCUUUAUUUUCUCAUGUUUGCCGGUGUUUUAGAAUUAUUUUGUCUCAUUUAUUUUAUUUUAAUUUUUUAAAAUACAAAAGAAGUUGUGAUCAACAUUUGCAGUAUCACAUUGUUUAGAUAAAGAAAGUAUCAUCUUUAAAUGCAGGUAAAAUGUUACAAGUUGAUUUAAUGUGUUUUUCAUUUCAACAAAAUUUUGUUUUCUCUAGUAUGUUGGUAACUCGUGUUAUGUAAACUGUAUCCUGUUACAUUUGUUAAUUGUAAUAGUAAGAACACAAAAUUAUUCAAUUAUUUAUUUUGGUUUCAUUAAUCCAAUUUUAUAUCAGAAAGGUAUUUGAUAAUAUCCAGUGUCGUUGCUGACAAGGUAUUUUUCUGUCUGUUGUGAUAUUUGUAAAAAGCUUUUUUUCAUCCGGAUUGAAAUGAUCCAUUUGCUAUUUUUUUUACCUUUCUAAAUGUUAGAUUAGGAGAAAAUAGCUUGUUUUGUUAUUUGACUAUUGAUAUGAGUAUUUAUUUUUCAUCUUGUGUAGACAGUUAUGUGGCAUUCUUUUCAAAUGCAGGAUUAUUAUUUUUUAUUUCUAAAGUUGUUACUGUGUAAUAAAUAUGUACAGCUUUCAAGAAUUAAUACUUGUCAAAAUUAAUACCAUAUAUUCAAUCAAGUAUUUAUUCGAUGAAUUGUUUUAUUAAGCUAUAUUAGCAGAGCAUCAAUGCUGAUGAAACUUGCUUCCUGGCAUGUUGCAAAAGAUUGUUUUUGAUAUAUUCAUAUAUUAGUCAAAAUCUUCAUCGAUGUGUUUUUUAAAUAUCAUAUUUUUUAAAUAGUGGGUAUUUAUUAGUUGGGUUUUUUUAAAGGUAAAACAUUGGGGUGGGGUGGGAAAACAAAUUGGCAUUUACUAUUCCAUCAAAUUCAUUGAAGAAUAAUCUAAUUUAUUAAAUUUUUUAAGAAUCAUCCAAUUAACAAAUUAAUUUGGGAAGUAUUUAUUUUCAGUUGCCAUUUUCGUUUUGUAUUUUAAACAAUGGAUUUAGCUUCGUAAAGGCAAUGGGUGAAAAAAGGAUCAUUUUUAUUGGGAUCAAUUUUCUCUUUUUAAUCAUGCAAUUUAUAUUAUUAUUUUACAAUAACCGUUCCACUGAUCAUUCUUGUAUUUGCAAGUUAUGAAAAAAAAGAAGGAAAAACAAGUAAUUGUUUUAGUUUAGUUUUGUUGUCAAUAUGCUGUACAUAGUCUUAAAAUAUAUAGUUUUGUGACAUGGUUGCAGUUUUAUUUUCUGGUGCACUGACAUUUUAUUCUGUCAUAGAUAUUCAUUAACCUGUAUAUUGUGUAUCCUAGUUACCAUUGCUGUGGAGAUUGUAUAUCAUAUCAUAUAUAAACCAACUGCUCUCAUCAUUUUCUUCUACAUAUUGCAGGAGAUGAUUACAUUUUUGAGUGUGAAAUCAAAGUAGCCGAUGUUUCGGUCAAGCCACGCUGCUGUUAUUUUGGGAGUAAUUGUGAUAGUUAUUUUUCUUUUUGAAAUUAAAUAUUUUUUAGGACACAUCAUCAAAAUCACUAACGGGUAACUAUUGUUUGAAUAUAUUUUAUUAAAAAUAAAUUUCAACCUACCUGGUGGUGGGGGGGGGGUUUCGUUUUUUUUUUCUUCGUUUUUUUUUUUUUUUUCUUUUUUUUUCUUUUUUUUUGUCACCAAAUACCAAACCAUACCUGUGAUUAUUUUGUUUUGGCAACCAACACGUGUUCAUUGAAUGCUCAACAAAGUGAAUUCUAUGUGGCCUAAGGGGCUAAGUAUUUAUUAUGAUUAUUUCUCUUGCAAUAUAAACCGCAUGAAUAAUCUUCAUUAUGAUAGAGGCAUUGUACUCAUAAACUCCUUAAUCUCUAUGCAUCUUUCCCUUGUAUGCACGUGUGUCAUAUGUAUAUUAAACUUGACAUGUAGAUUGUUUCUCAGACAAAAUAGAAAAAAAAAAGUGUGUUCAUUGAAACAAACAAAAAAUGGUUGUAUUUUAACUGUUUUAUGUAGCCAAAGAUUGAUUGUAAAUGGUAAUAAUUGGGUUUUAAUAAACCGACUGUGUUUGUAAUGUAAACUGUGAUUACUCCGAUAGUUGUGAAAUUGAAAAUGCUGUUAUUUUAAGUACUUGAAGCCAGCCUGUAGUGUCUUUCCCUCAUUGGCGGGUUUAUAUUCUCUUAUUUACAUGUGGCUGGGCUUGUAUUGUUUACUGCAGUAAUGUCCCUGUGAAUAAUUUUGUGCUCAACAUUUUUUUUUUUUAUUAAUAUAUAUUUUUUUUUAAAUAUUGUUUUAAAGUUUUCAGAAGCUAUUCCAGUUGUGUAGUAAAAUUUUGUUAUGAAAAUAAAAAAAAUUACACUGGAGAGAUCUGGUUGAAAAACCCAAAAAACUUAUAAUUACAGGAUGCUACAACUAGCUAUAGGCAACAUAAAAUUAUGAAUGAAUGCUAAACAAAUCGGAUACUGAAUGCAGAAACGCUUUCACAGGUGCAGCUUGUGCUCUAGGCAAAUUAAGUUUGCCUAGAAUAUUUAAUAAAUACCAGAUAAAUUUAAUGAAUGCAAAAAAAACAAAAAAACCCAUCUUCAUAGAUUAGUGUUUACUUGUAAAUGGCCGAUCUCUCCCUACAAUUGUUUUUGUUAAGUUACACAAUACAUGGCUUGUUUCGUCCAAAUCUAGAUUUAAUGGAGUAUUUACACAUUACUUAUUUUAUUUAAACUUUUUUAUGUUUAAAAAAAAAAUAAAAAAUUGAUGUACAACAGUAUUCUCAUGAGUAGAAUUCAUGCAGACAUACUGUCAGCUUUAUUGAUAGUAGAAUUCAUGCAGACAUACUGUCAGCUUCAUUGAUAGUAGAAUUGAUGCAGACAUACUGUCAGCUUCAUUGAUAAUCUUAAUCUUCAAUUUGCUUUUGUUUGCAAAAAACUGAAAUAAUGUUAUGACAACAGUAUCAUCCUUAAUAAUCUGUUUUAUUCAGUCUUAAUAUAUAUGAUAAAGUGUAAAAUAAUUAUGACAGUUUUUCAUAUGAUAAUGUGCUCAAAUAAGAUGGAUCUGUGAAGAAUUGACCAACCAAUGUUGAAGAAUUGGUUGGGUGAUAAAUUUGUUUUAAUAAUACACAUGUGGGUGGCAUGUGAAUUUUAGGGAUCAAAAUAUAUUAUUCCCCAUUUUUGCUUUGAAAAUAAGAAAAUGAGCUUCGUAAGUAAAUUGGCUCUUACUCAAGUGUGAUAAUUUAUUUAUUAUUGGAAACUAGUUUGUUACAAAAAUUCAGUGAGAUCGGUUUCUAAUUUAUAAUAAGAUGUGCACAGAUGUUCUAAUUUUCAACAUGUUUCUUAAAAGUACUUAAAAUGUGAUUGCUUCAAUUAAAUGUUUUUAACCAUAUUAAAUAUUACCAUUUUAUGAUGUAAGUUUUUUUAUAUUUUUUAUUUAAAAAUAAAACAGAAGUUUUAAUGUUUGGAAGUAGCUUGCAGGUUUAUAAAACUUUAGUUUAGUGCUUAUAAAACUUCAGUCUGCACAGAAGACCUGAACUGUCAUUAUUAUUAUUAUACAGCAGUGUUCUCACUGCUCAAUUUAAGCAGGGCGGCCCGCCCCACUGCAUUUUACCACCCUCCUCUCACGUUCUCCGCCCUCCUUAAUUUUUCUGCACCCCUCUUUAUCACCGUACUAUAUUUUACAGCACCUAUCUCCACUAUUACCAAAUGCACUUUUUUCCCACACAUAAACAAAUCCAGUCUGCACACUGGACAUCAAAGGAAACAAGUUGUGUUGUGUAUGAAAAAGCAAUUGAUGAAACAUUAACUGUAAAGUAAUUGAACAGUAUAUUUAACAGCCUCUAUUUUGUUCCAUACCUCUAUCCAUUUGUAUGUUUAAUACACACAAUAAAAGUUAUAUUUUAUUUGAGCAGUGAAUUUUUAUUUUUUUUUACGGAUUUGGCAAUCUUGGAUU
Gigantopelta aegis is the source of this 9740-nucleotide messenger RNA. RefSeq names its product la-related protein 1-like. Gene Ontology annotation, cellular component: ribonucleoprotein complex; nucleus; cytoplasmic stress granule. The record is from RefSeq and is a predicted model, not a curated record. Lineage: Eukaryota; Metazoa; Mollusca; Gastropoda; Neomphalida; Peltospiridae. The transcript has 20 exons. Gene Ontology annotation, molecular function: RNA cap binding. Bases 595 to 3672 code for a protein of 1025 amino acids. Gene Ontology annotation, biological process: RNA processing; mRNA stabilization; positive regulation of translation.